Cynocephalus volans (Philippine flying lemur) is the source of this 3684-nucleotide messenger RNA. RefSeq names its product staufen double-stranded RNA binding protein 1 (gene STAU1). Gene Ontology annotation, biological process: protein localization to synapse; germ cell development; intracellular mRNA localization. The transcript has 14 exons. The record is from RefSeq and is a predicted model, not a curated record. Gene Ontology annotation, cellular component: neuronal cell body; plasma membrane; cytoplasmic stress granule. The coding region runs from base 399 to 2150 and encodes 583 amino acids. Lineage: Eukaryota; Metazoa; Chordata; Mammalia; Dermoptera; Cynocephalidae. Gene Ontology annotation, molecular function: mRNA binding; double-stranded RNA binding.
GGCCCCUCCCCCGUCACUUCCUGCCUGGCUGCGGGCGCCGGAGCGGCUCUUCAGCGUUUGCGCCGGUGGCCGUCGUGUCUCUCUUGGCUACCCCUUCCUUUGAGCGCCCCCCCGGGCCGGCGGCGCCCGCCUCUUUCGCGGCCACUCUGCCUCUUCCUUCCCUCCGUCCCUUUCUUCUCUCCCUUCUUCCUUCCUUCUUCCCCUCCUCGCCGCCGCCCAGGGCCACCGUCCGGGGGACGAGCUCGGGGCAGCAGCCAGGAGAUUCCUAACCACACAGCCUCUCAGAACUGAUCGAAAACAACUUUGUUCCUGGAACACCUCUUUUUAAGGUAGAACUUUAGACUUCAUAGCACUGAAUUAACCUGCACUGAAAGCUGUUACUUUUGUUGAAAGUGACCAUGUCUCAAGUUCAAGUGCAAGUUCAGAGCCCAUCUGCCACUCUCUCAGGGAGCCAAAUACUGAACAAGAACCAGUCUCUUCUCUCACAGCCUUUGAUGAGUAUUCCUUCUACUACUAGCUCUCUGCCCUCUGAAAAUGCAGGUAGACCUAUUCAAAACUCUGCUUUACCCUCUGCAUCUAUUACAUCCACCAGUGCAGCUGCAGAAAGCAUAACCCCUACGGUAGAGCUAAAUGCACUGUGCAUGAAACUUGGAAAAAAACCAAUGUAUAAGCCUGUUGACCCUUACUCUCGGAUGCAGUCCACCUAUAACUACAACAUGAGAGGAGGUGCUUAUCCCCCAAGGUACUUUUACCCAUUUCCGGUUCCACCUGUACUUUAUCAAGUUGAACUUUCUGUGGGAGGACAGCAAUUUAAUGGGAAAGGAAAGACAAGACAGGCUGCGAAACAUGAUGCUGCUGCUAAAGCCUUGAGGAUCCUGCAGAAUGAGUCUCUGCCUGACAGGCUGGAGGUGAAUGGGAGAGAAUCAGAAGAAGAAAAUCUCAAUAAAUCUGAAAUAAGUCAGGUGUUUGAGAUUGCACUUAAACGGAACUUGCCUGUGAAUUUUGAGUCUUUCCCUCUGAAACAGGUGGCCCGGGAAAGUGGCCCACCCCACAUGAAGAACUUUGUGACCAAGGUUUCAGUUGGGGACUUUGUGGGGGAAGGUGAAGGGAAGAGCAAGAAGAUUUCAAAGAAGAAUGCUGCUAUAGCUGUUCUUGAGGAGCUGAAGAAGUUACCACCCCUGCCUACAGUUGAGCGAGUGAAGCCCAAAAUCAAAAAGAAAACAAAACCCGUAGUCAGGCUGCAGACAAGCACAGAGUAUAGCCAGGGCAUGAAUCCGAUUAGCAGACUGGCCCAGAUCCAGCAAGCAAAGAAGGACAAGGAGCCGGAGUACAUGCUCCUCACAGAGCGGGGCCUUCCGCGCCGCAGGGAGUUUGUGAUGCAGGUGAAGGUUGGAAACCAUACUGCAGAAGGAGCAGGCACCAAUAAGAAGGUGGCCAAACGCAAUGCCGCUGAGAACAUGCUAGAGAUCCUUGGUUUCAAAGUCCCACAGGCUCAGCCCACCAAGCCAGCACUCAAGUCAGAGGAGAAGACACCAAUAAAGAAACCAGGGGAUGGAAGAAAAGUAACUUUUUUUGAACCUGGCUCUGGGGAUGAAAAUGGGACUAGUAAUAAAGAAGAUGAGUUUAGGAUGCCUUACCUUAGUCAUCAGCAGCUGCCUGCUGGAAUUCUUCCCAUGGUGCCCGAGGUCGCCCAGGCUGUAGGAGUCAGUCAAGGACAUCACGCCAAAGAUUUCACUAGGGCAGCUCCGAAUCCUGCCAAGGCCACGGUAACUGCCAUGAUAGCCCGCGAAUUGUUGUAUGGGGGCACCUCGCCCACAGCUGAGACCAUUUUAAAGAAUAACAUCUCUUCAGGCCACGUACCCCAUGGACCUCUCACAAGACCCUCUGAGCAACUGGACUAUCUUUCCAGAGUCCAGGGAUUCCAGGUUGAAUACAAAGACUUCCCCAAAAACAACAAGAACGAAUUUGUAUCUCUUAUCAAUUGCUCCUCUCAGCCGCCUCUGAUCAGCCAUGGUAUCGGCAAGGAUGUGGAGUCCUGCCAUGAUAUGGCUGCACUGAACAUUUUAAAGUUGCUGUCUGAGUUGGACCAACAAAGUACAGAGAUGCCGAGAACAGGAAACGGACCAAUGUCUGUGUGCGGGAGGUGCUGAACCUUUUCUGGCCACAAACCAUCAUAAAAUCCCAACAUAUAUACUGAAAAUACUGAAACUGCUUUGAAAAUUUGGAAUUUCUGAUACCUCCAGUGGGCCGAGAAACAUGGUGGGUAAAGAACGUGGCAGCAGUGGUGAAGAUAGCAGAGACCUGAGGCAGCCAUGACCAGGCCGGACCGUGCUGGGGUUUGUUGUGACCUGUGGUCCCCACACAGAAGCAGCUGCCUAUGGGGAAAGAGGGGCAUGCCCAACAGCCUGGCUCCACUGGGACACCAGCAGGUCCAUGUCCCCGGGCAACUCAGUGCUUGGUCCUUUUUUUUUUUUUUUUUUUUUUUUUGCUGUGUGAAAGAACAAACAGAAAGCACGACCUCUUCUCAAACUGGCUCACUCAAACACUUUGGGAUAUACCCUGGACAGCCACACCAGAGAGAGGCCCUAGACCGGCCCCAGAGCUAAAAGUACCAGAGAAAAUCAAAUGCUUCCUAACCUUUCUAGUGUGCUAAGGCCCUCACCUCCCAUAGUACCCACAUCAUAACCACUGCUUUUUCUUCCAACAGUGAUACGUAUUCUUAGUUUCAUUAUUUUCUUUUAACUGAUAUGACACUAUAUACAAUUUUCAUUUGAGAGUUUCUCAAUUGUAUCUAGUUAUAUAGCACAGUUUAGAAACUUGUCUGAGACUGACUUUAUCAGUAAUCUAACCAGUAAAGAUCAUAUCCAUGUAUAUGUGGUUAUACAUUUUUAUUCUAUUGAAUUAACCCAGGACCAUUUCAGUGAUGCAAAUUGUGUGCCCUAUGGUUUAGCUGAAGCAGUCCUGGACUUCUUAGAAACCUUGAUGAAGUUUCCCACAGUUGUAUAAAUUGGACAAUUUAGGAAUUUUAAAACUUAAAUGAUUAUUUGGUUCCUUUUCUAUUUUAUUUUUAAUUUUUGUUAAUGCAACAGGACUUAAACAAAUGAACUUUGAUCUUUGUUUUAAAGAUUAUUAAACAAAAAUUGUGUGUCUAUACAUAUGGCUCUUGAGGAUGUAGCUCUCACUACACUACAGGAUAUGAUCUCCGUGUAGUAUACAUAGACCUGCAGACUGAUUUUCCUUGAGUGCUUGAUACUGUUAAUUACAUCUCCAUGUAGGGCUGAAAAGAAUGACCUGUGUUUAUGUAUGCAGCUGUGUUGCUUUUGGUGUUGUGUAACUGUACACAGGAGUGUGUGCACUAGGGUUUUGCGCAUGGUCCAGAUGAGGAGCACGGUAGCCUUGCCAGUUAAGUGCUGCUUCCAUUCAUUGUUUACGCUGGAAUUUUUUCUCCCCAUGGAAUGUAAGUAAAACUUAGUGUUUUGUCACCAAUAAAUGGUAAUACUAAAGUUUUUUUGUUAAUUUAUUCUCAAAUACCACUAUUGCUAGGUUGGUCCUUUUUCCCAACUUGCCCCUUACCCUUUUUUUAUUUUUCAGAAAAAAAAAUUGUAAUGCUUGUGAUUUCACCUGGGCAAAAAUAUCUGAAUAACUUUAUAUCAAACCAUUGAUCAAUAAACAGCUACUAAUGAA